Portunus trituberculatus (swimming crab) is the source of this 1113-nucleotide messenger RNA. RefSeq lists its product as uncharacterized. Bases 325 to 780 code for a protein of 151 amino acids. The transcript has 2 exons. NCBI's taxonomy places the organism in Eukaryota, Metazoa, Arthropoda, Malacostraca, Decapoda, Portunidae. The record is from RefSeq and is a predicted model, not a curated record.
CUGUUGAGCAGACAGGUGCACAAGUCAAGUCAGUAUUUCCAAAAGACAUUCGUGAUAUAUUACUAAGACAAGAGAGACAUUAAGUAAUAAUAACCACAAGGAAAAUAAAACCGUGAAGUCUGAAAAAAAAAGAAUCAUACUGAGAUUGCAGUGAGUGGUGGGUAGGGCUUGACAAGCCCAGCAUUGUCACAUAGCAAAUCUUAGUUCUUCACAACAAUCGCACUUGUGCUGUAAGAUAUCAAGAACACGGCAGAGGAUUUAAACACGUAUUCACUUCAAAUUUGAAAGCUGCAGUACUGCACCUGAAGAACUUCGCUGAUAGAGAUGGCACGCAAGAUCAGGAGAGUGAGCGGGGAAGCGGUGGGCGAGGUGCACGGGGCGAGGAGAGUCCAUCGAGCUGGAUCAAGGAGCUGUAUCUUCUGUAACAGUCACCAUACUAGUGGAACUACAGAGAUCUCGAACACAACCAAUGAGGCAGUCAACAUCGGCGUAGUGUCAUCUGUUAUCGAUAUCAACAAUUCAAAUAGCGCCAUCAUGAGAAACGACACAGCGGUAACAAUGAUGACCAUCUCAGUGCCCCAACACAGUCAAGUAAAUCUUUCUGUAGAAGAAAACCUUCCUCCCACCAUCUACCGUAUCCAUGCUGUCACCCUCAGCUCGACUGGUCUAAAUAACACGGACGGCAAUCCCUGGUCACUUGACUUUAGCACUGGCGACCAAGAACUGUUGCACACUCUCCUGAUGACUAUCCGCUGCAGCGCCAACACGACUCUUCCAUAACAUGAAUGGACCGUAACCUUGAGCGUCGGAGCAGCGCCUUGAUGACAUGCAGGAAGCCUGGAGAAGGUUUCUAUGAAGUGACGAGACGGGAUGAACAGCUUGAAGGCUUUCUGUCAUCACCAAGUGGCCAACGAAGCAUCAUCGUAUAAAAAUCGUCUGCUAGAAUCAUGAUGAUGAAACAUGAAAUGGACAUCAAGCUGGCACGACCACAACAAUCCUUCUUUACACUUCAUUCUAUCAGUAUUACCUCAAAACUUUCAUCUGAAUGUUAACUGCAGUACACCAUUUUAUAUUUUCAUAACUUACAUGUAAAUAAAACAUUUAAUGUGCUAA